UCGUUCUGAGACGCUGACAGUUGCAGUGUUUUUUGGGUUUUUGUAAACUGUGUAAAAAAAUAUUACUUCUAAAGUUCGGUUUAAUAAUAUCUAAACAAAAAUGGAUCCCGCCCUACUACGCGAACGCGAGGCGUUCAAAAAACGGGCCAUGGCAACGCCCACCGUGGAGAAGAAAAACAGAACAGAAAAAGCACCUCCACCACCAAGCAGAGAUGAUGCCCAGAAGAAAAUGCGACCACCAACAGCCCCAAAACUUGAUGCAUCCACAUACAAAACGAUGUCGGGCAGCUCUCAGUAUCGCUUUGGAGUGUUGGCCAAAAUAGUAAAGUUUAUGCGCACCCGCCAUCAGGAUGGCGAUGACCAUCCACUAAGCAUUGAAGAGAUCCUCGAUGAGACCAAUCAGUUGGAUAUUGGACAAUCUGUGAAAAAUUGGCUCUCUGGUGAAGCGCUGCAUAACAAUCCCAAGAUUGAUGUCGCACCCGACGGCACAAAGUUCAGCUUUAAGCCUGUGUACAAGAUAAAGGAUGGCAAAAGCCUGAUGCGACUGCUGAAACAGCACGAUUUAAAGGGUCUCGGUGGCAUAUUGCUGGAGGAUGUGCAGGAAUCGCUGCCGCAUUGUGAGAAGGUCUUGAAAAACCGCGCUGCCGAAAUUCUGUUCAUCAUACGUCCCAUAGAUAAGAAGAAGAUAUUGUUUUACAAUGAUAGAACCGCAAAUUUCUCUGUGGAUGAUGAAUUUCAGAAGCUUUGGCGUUCCGCAACGGUUGAUGCCAUGGACGAUGCCAAAAUCGAUGAAUACCUUGAAAAACAAGGCAUACGUUCGAUGCAAGAUCAUGGCCUCAAGAAGCCCGUUCCAAAACGCAAAAAGGCGGCCAACAAAAAGCGACAAUUCAAAAAGCCCAGAGACAACGAGCAUUUGGCAGAUGUUUUGGAAACUUACGAGGACAACACCUUAACGCAAAAGGGCUCGAACCCCACAUAAUAGACAACUUUCCUAAUGUUCUUAGAUAAGGCAACAAA
Molecule: messenger RNA, 1017 nt
Organism: Drosophila montana
Lineage: Eukaryota; Metazoa; Arthropoda; Insecta; Diptera; Drosophilidae
Gene: TfIIEbeta
Product: transcription factor IIEbeta
Exons: 6
Coding region: 101-979 (292 amino acids)
Biological process (GO): transcription initiation at RNA polymerase II promoter
Cellular component (GO): transcription factor TFIIE complex
Molecular function (GO): TFIIH-class transcription factor complex binding
Source: RefSeq, a predicted model, not a curated record